AUGGCACAGAUGGCUCAGUCGAUGGAUAGCAGUCGGGCCAUACAGCAGUUCCGGUGUGACGAUAUAGAAAAACAUCGUCUGUUUAACGAGUGGAGGGUUUGGAAAGGGGCUUUGGAAUGCUACUUCGAAGCAUAUGAUAUCGAGGACCAAAGAAAGAAGCGAGCCAUACUUCUUCAUUUGGGUGGCCCACAGUUACAGCGGUGGUACGAUGUUGCUAUAAACGCACUUGACGGAUUCUUCCAGCCUUGCCGGCAGGAUUGCCUAGAACGGCAUAAAUUGAAGCAAAUGAAGCAAAAAGAAGGAGAGAGGUUUGCCGAUUUCAUGCUGCGUUUACGCCAGCAAGCGUCAGAUUGUGGGUUCGAUAAGUAUUCGAACGAAAUCCGGGAUGUUCUGACAGACAUAUUUUUGACGGACGCAGUAGUUGAAGGCUGUGCGUCCACGGAAUUGCGACGUCGGAUUCUACAGCAAGAUCGUUCACUCGCGGAAAUAGAAUCUUUGGGAGUCGCUUUGGAAAGCAUUGACAUUCAAGUCAAAGAUUUAAAUGGAAGUUCCAAGGUGGCCUCAAACGGUCAACAAGCGUUCAAGAUAACUGCUGCAAUCAAGGGAGGCCACGAUCGAAUGCCACAAAAUACACGUCGCGAUCCGAAGAAGUUUAUCCCGCCGCGAGACAAUCUGUCCUACCCAAAGAUUAUCCGUUGUUACAACUGCGGUCGUCGUGAUCACAUCUCAACAGAUAGAAGAUGUCCGGCGCGUAACAUCGUGUGCCAUGGAUGUAAAGUGACUGGGCAUUUUGAGUCUUGUUGUCGUCUGCGAGGUUCUAAGAAGAAGGCUUUGCCAGAUAAAGAUCGUAUUCGUGCCGUCGAAGAGGACAAAGUUGCAGGCCCACCAGUUCAACAUAACCCCGAGAAGACAUAUUAUGCAUUUUAUUCAGGAAAUGAUACCAACGUACUUUCCUGUGAAGUGGGCGGAGUGAAACUGGAUCUUCUGAUUGAUUCAGGCUCCGAUGCAAAUUUAAUUCCGGAUACGGUUUGGGAAAGCUUGAAGCAGGAUAAGAUCAGAGUACGUCAAUGCGUAAAAGGAAGUGCCCGGAUCCUUAAGGGUUACGCGAGUGAUAUGCCGUUACCCAUAUUAGGUACAUUCGUGGCAGAUGUCAAGGUCGGAACUAAGUCGACAGCAGCUGAAUUUUAUGUUGUACAAGGUGGACAACGAUCCCUGCUUGGGGACAAAACAUCCAAGGAGUUAGGGAUCUUAAAAGUUGGUUUGGAUGCCUACCACGUGACAAGUGAUGAUAAAGCGUUUUCGAAAAUAAAAGAUAUCCAAGUUCACAUUCAUAUGGAUCCAAAUGCGAAGCCUGUAUUCCAGCCCAUACGUCGGGUCCCGAUUCCUCUCGAAGAUGCCGUAAAUCGAAAACUUGACCAAUUACUGACCAAAGACAUCAUCGAGGUGAAGCAAGGUCCAGCCUCUUGGGUUUCGCCAAUUGUAGUUGUCGGGAAGCACAACGGUGAACCCCGUAUCUGCUUAGAUCUGCGCCGAGUCAACGAAGCGGUCCUUCGUGAGAGACAUCCUAUGCCAGUCGUCGAUGAAUACAUAGCGAGGUUGGGCAAAGGAAGAUUUUGGAGCAAGCUGGACAUCAAGGACGCCUUUCUGCAGGUCGAGCUAGCACCGGAGUCGCGGGAUGUUACAGUGUUCAUCACAAACAAAGGAUUGUUUCGUUUCAAAAGGCUUCCUUUUGGACUCGUUACGGCACCCGAGUUGUUCCAAAAGGUGAUGGAUCAAAUACUGGCAGGUUGCGAAGGGACGUCCUGGUAUUUGGACGAUGUGAUCAUCGAAGGAAGCACACGAGAGGAACAUGACGAGCGACUGAAACAGGUGCUGAAACGUUUCGAAGAUCGUGGAGUCGAGCUAAAUUGGGAUAAAUGUGUGUUUGGGGUAACAAAAGUUGACUUUUUGGGCCAUACAAUUUCUUCAGACGGGGUCAUUCCGGCAAAGGAUAAAGUGGUGGCUAUACAAUCAUUCCGGCGUCCAGAAAACGAGGCAGAAGUGCGAAGUUUCUUGGGGCUGGCCAAUUAUCUUAACAAGUUCAUACCCAAUUUAGCUAUAUUAGACGAACCACUCCGAACGCUUACAAAGAAAGAUUCUAAGUUUACCUGGACUGAGCAACAUCAACAGUCGUUCGAUAGCAUUAAGGCAGCUAUGGUCGAGAUCUUACGGCUGGGGUUCUUCAAUAAGGAUCAUCGAACUACUAUUAUGACUGAUGCAAGUCCUAUCGGAUUAGGAGCCAUACUGAUUCAAACUGACUCGUUAGGGAAUAGCCGUGUUGUUACGUGCGCUUCAAAAUCCCUCACUGAUACCGAAAAACGCUAUUGCCAGACGGAAAAAGAGGCCUUGGCGAUAGUUUGGAGUGUGGAGCGUUUUCAGAUAUAUCUAUAUGGUCGCCAAUUCGAUAUUCUAACGGACUGUAAGGCUUUAGUAUACCUGUUCACUGAAAGGUCACGGCCGUGUGCAAGAAUAGAACGUUGGGUUCUUCGCCUUCAAGCAUUUGAUUAUUUAGUGACCCACAUUUCGGGUGACAAAAAUCUUGCAGAUGUCCUGUCACGGUUGAGUUCUCUUAAACUAGUGCCAUUCGAUCAGAGGGAUGAAAUGUUCGUUAAACAUGUGGCCUUGUCAUCAGCUACGUCUGUUGCUCUUCGUUGGGACGAAAUCAUUGAAGCAUCGCAGAAAGAUUUAGAGAUCCAAGAAGUACUUGAAGCGGUUGACAAGGGAAACAUCGAGGAAUUGCCUAUCUCUUUUCGAGUGAUUGCAAGCGAACUAUGCCGAUUUGGAGAAGUUUUGCUAAGAUCCGAUCGAAUUGUGGUGCCUGUUUCGCUGCGUGAUAGGGUAAUCAGAAUCGCACACGAGGGGCAUUUAGGAAUGCGUACAAUGAAGUCCCAUCUACGGACUGCCGUGUGGUGGCCAAAGAUGGACCUGGCGAUCGAAGCUUUCGUUAAGAAGUGUAGAGGAUGUCUUCUAGUCUCCACACCUGAUCCUCCGCAGCCUAUGGUACGAAAGGAAAUGCCAAAUGGUGCUUGGGAAGACAUAGCGAUAGAUUUUCUUGGCCCGCUUCCAAAUGGAGAAACACUGCUUGUUGUUGUAGAUUACUACAGUCGUUAUCUCGAGGUCUGCGAAAUGCAACGAAUUACCACAAAACAUACUAUUGACGAAUUAGGUAAAAUCUUCUGCCGCUAUGGGGUGCCACUAACUAUACGAGCAGAUAAUGGCCCACAGUUUAGUGCAAAUUGCGAGGAGUUCAAAAGUUUCUGUGAAGAGUUUGGCAUCCGAUUAGUCAACACAAUUCCGUACUGGCCUCAACAAAACGAUCUUUUCCUCUACCCGGGAACCGUGCGUUCAUCCGAAGACGGUAAGGAAUAUCGAAGAAACGUAGCUGACCUGAAGCGAAUCGAACCGGAAGAAGCAGCGCAUGCACCGCAUGGCGAAUCCGAGGUUACAAUUGAGGGAAGUCCGAAGGAAGCACAUCACCAUCAAGGUCAGACCGACCAUGUGCCGUUGGAAAUCGCUCCAACGUGUUCGAAGCGGGUACGGAAGGAACCCUCCAGAUUUUCGGAUUAUAUUCCACAUUAUUUUGAGUUUCAAUAA
Molecule: messenger RNA, 3633 nt
Organism: Aedes albopictus (Asian tiger mosquito)
Lineage: Eukaryota; Metazoa; Arthropoda; Insecta; Diptera; Culicidae
Exons: 5
Coding region: 1-3633 (1210 amino acids)
Biological process (GO): proteolysis; DNA integration
Molecular function (GO): nucleic acid binding; zinc ion binding; aspartic-type endopeptidase activity
Source: RefSeq, a predicted model, not a curated record